Molecule: messenger RNA, 1226 nt
Organism: Camelina sativa (false flax)
Lineage: Eukaryota; Viridiplantae; Streptophyta; Magnoliopsida; Brassicales; Brassicaceae
Source: RefSeq, a predicted model, not a curated record
CUUUCUCCAACAAAACCAAAACUAAACUGGUUUGAUAGAAUAUAUAUAAAACAGUACUAUGAAUUCCCGGGGAGGUUGUUGUAUCGCGAGGUACGGUGGUGGUGGUGGUGGAUAUGAUAUGUCGAAGGUUGAUCGGAUUAUGCUCCGGUACCGUCCGAUUGCACCGAGACCUGAUUCCGGUGGAUCUCCGUCUUCACCGACGGAUAAAAACGGAUCGGCGUUAACGAACGUUUCGUCUAAAUCACGGCGAGGUAAGAGAAAAUAUUCAAAGGAGAAUAACACUAGCAGUAGCGGUAGCGGAUCUGUUAACAGUAACGGUAACAGCAAGAGACGGAGAAACGAAGAGACGAAGAGCGGAUCUGGUGGUUUCGGUCGUGAGAUCGUGACGCUGCCUCUUCUUUCGGAGGCUCCUGAGAAGAAAGACUUUUCUCCGUCGCAGACUAAGGCGGCACCGGAGUUAGGUGCGGCAGCGUUGCGGCUGAGUUUUAAUGACGGAGGUAACUCUAUCAGACGUUAUCAGACGGAGUUAACGACGGAGACGGUUGUGUACUCGUCGUUGCUGACGGUGGAGGGUGUAACGGAGAGAUGGGUGGUGAAGGAGGGAGAGUAUGAUGAGUUAGGGUGUACGGACGAGGAGAGGAGGAUGAAACUAGAGAGAGACACGUGUCCGGGUUUUAUAUCUGACGGUUCAGGGAGAGUCAUUUGGACUAACGGGUCGUACAAGGAUUUGGUUGUUGGGAAAGAUCAGGAGGAGAAGCAGUGUGGUAGUAAGAUGAGUGUGUGGCUUGUGAUGAAGGAGAAACCUUCGGUAACGUACCGUACGUUCACAUGUAGGAUGAGAUUGCAGUACACGUGUCGUGAUAAGGAGGUGAGUUCGAUCACUUCGUUCUGUGAUGUUUGGAGGAUGAGUGACGGUGGUUUUGCGUGGCGGCUUGAUGUUGAUGCUGCACUGUGCCUCGGACGGUGAGGGGUUGGAAGAGUUUUUGGCCGUUGGAUGUUAGAUUGAUGACAUGAGGAUACUAGUACUUAAUAUGUAGCGACAUGCAAGUUUAGAGAUCUUUGGAACUUUCAACUUUAGGAUUGUACACAUUUCGCAGUUUUGUAGCUUUUGACAUCUUGAUCUUAUUUUCUGUUUUGCAGUGUUUCGCUUUUUUUCUUUUUUGGGUUUGUAUAAAUUCUUGGUUACUCCACUUGGGUACAUCUUUUUAUUGGCUCCUGCUUAGGCU